This is a messenger RNA of Camelina sativa (false flax), 1314 nucleotides long. Its product is annotated as protein SRC2 homolog. Gene Ontology annotation, biological process: defense response. The record is from RefSeq and is a predicted model, not a curated record. Lineage: Eukaryota; Viridiplantae; Streptophyta; Magnoliopsida; Brassicales; Brassicaceae.
UAAAUACACCCUUUCAGCCCUCUCACUAUUAUUUUCCUCAUCAUAAAAAAAAAGUUAUAAUCUCUUGAAAUCUGCUUAAAUCGAUUUUUCCCGAAAAAAAGUUCAAUUCUUGUUUCAUUCGUUCGUUAAUCUCGAUCGGAGUAAAUCAUGGAGUGUAGGUCGUUAGAUCUGACGAUUAUAUCCGCGGAGGAUCUAAAAGACAUUCAAUUGAUCGGUAAACAAGACCUCUACGCCGUCGUUUCAAUCAACGGUGACGCAAGAACCAAGCAGAAGACCAAGGUUGACAAAGACUGCGGCACCAAACCUAAAUGGAAACACCAGAUGAAGCUCACCGUCGACGACGCUGCUGCCCGUGAGAAUCGCCUCACUCUUGUCUUCCAGAUCGUGGCUGAUCGUCCCAUCGCCGGUGAUAAACCCGUCGGUGAGGUCAGCGUUCCGGUGAAGGAGCUUUUGGAUCAGAACAAAGGCGACGAGGAGAAGACUGUUACGUACGCCGUGAGGUUGCCUAACGGUAAGACUAAAGGAUCUCUCAAAUUCUCCUUCAAGUUUGGUGAGAAAUACACUUUUGGAUCUUCGAGUGCUCCUCACGCUCCUGUUCCAUCGGCUCUGGAUCACAAAACCAUGGAUCAACCCGUUACCGCUUACCCGCCUGGAUCUGGUGCUCCGGUUGCAUACCCUCCUCCACCCGCUGGUUCUUCUUCCGGGUAUCCACCACCGGGUCAUGACGAUAAGCACGGUGGUGUGUAUGGAUAUCCGCAACAAGCUGGGUAUCCGCCAGCAGCUGGACCCGGUGGUUAUCCGCCACCUGGUGCUUACCCGCAGCAAGGAGGUUACCCGGGGUAUCCGCCACCGCAACAGGGUGGAUAUCCGCCACAUGGUCCAUACGGUUACCCGCAACAGCAAGGGUAUCCGCCUCAGGGUCCGUACGGGUACCCGCAACAACAGGCUUAUGGUAAACCGCAGAAACCGAAGAAGAGUGGUAAGGCUGGAAUGGGACUAGGUCUUGGGCUUGGAGCUGGUUUGUUGGGUGGGUUGCUUGUUGGUGAAGCUGUUUCUGACAUUGCUGAUAUGGGUGAUAUGGGUGACAUGGGUGGUGAUUUCGACUUCUGAUUGCUUUAUGUUAUAAUUUCUUAGGUUUAACUACUACUGCUCUUCUAUGUUUUUCUUUUGAUGAAUCAUGUGAAGAACCUGAGAGAGAGAUCAAGUUUUAUCCUGUGUGUAUUCUGUGUUUGGUUUCUUUGUUUUCUUCUAAUGAAUGUAUUGAACACUUAUGCUUUUUCUAAUCACUAGCUGUUGAAUAGAUAGUGCUCUGUA